AAUUUUACCGUUUUAAUUGCAUAGUGAUACCACAGUCCACAGUGGGUAUGAGCACACAUAGGUUACUUGCGGUUUGAUACCAAGUACUCUGCAGUAUCUCUCUCGAGUGAUAUAUUUGGCAAAUGAGUUAAUGUUUCACCUUUCAAGAUGAUGUCCAAACUGAAACGAAAUAAAUCAGAGAUAGCGCGUGAACCAGCACCGUUGAGGGGAAUGCCAGCGUUAAAGCAAAUGAGAUCUUCACAGAGAACCGAGGCCUUAUGGCCGAAAUUAGACCCUACGAUCUCACACCCGUCUCUCAGCGAGUUUGACCGAACUGGUAUACGUUCUAAUGGACAGGAAAUGAAAUACAUAGGCCCACCGCCAAGCGCCCCGAAACAGACUACCAAUCACGCCCGAGCUUCAACAGCCCCAAACAUGAAUGUAAACAAGAUGCACAAGAUAACCAACGGAGUCCAAAAAUCCAACGGACACGCCAUUCAAGUUGAACAUACAAACAAUGGAUCGUUUAAAAACGGAAGGAAAGCGAAAACAAACGGCAAGGACCAGCUUUCUUCCAAGUCGUCGGAGUCGAGCACCGAUUCGUCAAAAAGCAGGACAACUAGCAAUAACAUUGGUCGAGGGUUACUCUCUGUGAAGAAAGAAAGACAGGCGAGUCGGGAUAUGCACGUAACUUCAAGCAUGAGAGCACUGACGCCGAAGGAACGUGAAUCAAUUCGUUUCUUAGACGACGUACUUAAGCUGGACGACGAAUGGCAAAUUAGUAGCGAGGGUGAAGACGACAAAGUGUUUGAAGAAACCUCCACGUCAUCAACUUCUACUCUCGGAACAAAUGAAGAUGAAAGCGACACAAGUAGUGUUGGGAGCAUCAUUGAUCUCGUUGGAAAUCUCUCGGAUGUUUGCCUCUCAUCUUCCUCCUCCCCUCGAUCUUCGGAGCACAGAUCAUCAUUUUCGUCUUCCUUUAAGAGAAACAGCAACAACAACAACAACAACAACAACAACAACGUUGAUGUAGGUCUUUACGAAACAAUUGAUGAUACGAAAGUAGAAAAGAAACACACACAGCCGCAAAAGGAGUCUUCAGUAAAAUCGAUUGACAGAAACGAAAGAGUUGAUAACGAACCUGUUUACAGUGUUGUUAAUAAACCGAAAAAGACCAAAAAGCAGCCGCCGCCUACUGCACAGAAACCAACAAAACAUCAAACUAGUUCACAAAAUGAAAACCAGGAUUUACAUCAAGGUUCUUAUGAAGAUAAACCAACCGCAAAAAGUAGCAGAGAGUUUUGGAAUAAUAUUAACCGAGACAGCGACGGACAAGAUUCACCAAAAUUUCAGGAGAGCAAGACCAAAGUAAAUGUCUUGCCUACAUCUCCGGUAAAGCCAAUUAAACUGCGCCAUGUUGAAAGUCCUGGCGAAACGCGACCCAAAAACUUUGUAGUGGAUCCGCAUAAACAGAAAUCGGCACCACCAGUUGCAGAAAAACAGAAAAAGCCAAAAAACAAAAUCAAUCGCUUUCCCGAUUCAAACAAUUCAAAUAUUGAUAACCUCGGCUUAAAAUUGGACAAUUCUGGUAACUUAACUGGCCGUGAUCCAGCCAGCGCUGUCAUAAUUCCUGGCAGCGAUCCGGGAAGCCACCCGCGGGACUUGAACCAUGAACCCAUGAUUGCUGUUCCGAGACAGACGACACUGUACAACAACAGUCCCACUAAUCCCAAUCGGCCAUUCGUCGUCACACCGGCCACGCGAGUCAUUUCUUGGAGCUAAAGUUUCAAAGAAAGAUUGAAAUCUCAGACAUGAACGGGGAACAGGACACAGCUACUGUCUGUAUUACGUCAACAGCUUAUUUUACACGAAAAGUUACAAAGAUAUAAGAACUCUUAUUGGCUAUUAUCAAAUCCCUAACGGGCAAAUUAAUUGAAAGAUUAAAUGAAUCUAAAAGCUGACUUCUCUACACUAAUGCUCUUUGGCGCGUGCCAUUUUUUUUCCUUAUGGAGCUUCCUAUAACAUGAAAAACAAUGUUACACAGAGAAACCGUGGGUCCUUGCUUCUAAGACAUGGUGCAAAGAAUACGAAAAAACGAACCUCAUUACAAAUUUCUUCCGCGCCAGUUUCUCAUGGUGCUCUUUUACGCCCCUGUGUGUGUUUCUUCCUAUUCUAUAGCACUUAUUUUUUCACAAUUCUGCCAUUUAAGUUCCAGGUUUAAGCCACGAAAGCCACCUGCAGAAUUUGUAUUGGCGUCACAAACGUUGUAUAAUAAACUUACGUGCGGUUUACUGAUUUUGAUGGUUUAAAUGAAUGUAAAUUAUAGUACGGUGGAGAAAGACGGGACACCUUUUUACUCUAUUUUCUCGUCCCUUUGGUAGUAAACAAAGAACAUUCAAAAAUUUAUAAAACCGCAUCUUCAUGACUUCCAUAGAUCGUUGUUAAUUAUUUAAAACACGAUCAGGAUAUUUAGAUACCAUGUGCUAAAGGUGUCGCGUCCCCCCACACUACUAUAUAUAAUUGCAGAAAAUAUUUUUAAAUGCGUUGAUAAAAAAAAGAACUGAUGUUUCUAACUUCCACAUAAUGAUUUUUACAACUGCAUAGCUUUGUACUUGCGUUGCUGUGUUGUUUGUAUUAUUUUAGCUUUCCGCAUGUUUCUUAAUUGCACCACUCGAUGUUUCAUUUAUGUUUAUUUUCGAUUUGGAAUAAAGUGAAUAUAACCUAAGCGUAAAAAAA
Molecule: messenger RNA, 2715 nt
Organism: Ciona intestinalis (vase tunicate)
Lineage: Eukaryota; Metazoa; Chordata; Ascidiacea; Phlebobranchia; Cionidae
Source: RefSeq, a predicted model, not a curated record